GGGGAUGUGCCCUGACGCAUCGGCUACGUACGCUUUAUCAAGCGUCUUCCCGCGCGGUAGCCUCCCUGUUCUCUUUGCUCUUCAGAGCUUGCCGUGUCCGGUUCUUUUACUUUUUAGUUUUCAGUUUUUCCCUCCCUUCCCGAAAUUCACCCUACAGGACUCGAAUUCACCGUCAUGUCCUCUGAAGAAGGGAAGCUCUUCGUGGGAGGGCUCAACUUCAACACGGAUGAGCAGGCACUGGAGGACCACUUCAGUAGCUUCGGGCCUAUAUCUGAGGUGGUCGUUGUCAAGGACCGGGAGACUCAGCGUUCCCGGGGUUUUGGCUUUAUCACCUUCACCAACCCAGAGCAUGCCUCUGAUGCCAUGAGAGCCAUGAAUGGAGAGUCUCUGGAUGGUCGCCAAAUCCGUGUGGACCAUGCAGGCAAGUCUGCCCGGGGAACCAGAGGGGGUGCCUUUGGAGCUCGUGGUCGUAGCUACUCUAGAGGUGGUGGGGAUCAAGGAUAUGGGAGUGGCAGGUAUGACAGUCGACCUGGAGGAUAUGGUUAUGGGUAUGGAAGGUCCAGAGACUAUAGCGGCAGAAGCCAGGGUGGUUAUGACCGCUACUCAGGAGGAAAUUACAGAGACAAUUAUGACAACUGAGAUGAGGCAUGCACACGUAAUGUAGAUACACAAGGAAUAACACUUCUGAUCCAGGAUCGUCCUUUCAAAUGGCUGUAUUUAUAAAGAUUUUUGGAGCUGCACUGAAACAUCUGUUUUAGUACAUCAACGUCUAUUUUUGAAUUGAGCUCCCAAGGUAGCUUGUUGAAAACCUUUUAGAAAGCUCCAUAUGUUUAAAAUUUUUUUUCUCCCUUUUACUGACAAGUUUUGGGACAUUCGUUGAAUGGAUAUUUUUACUUUAUCAUUUUUUUCUUUAGUUUGGGCUCUCAGGAUUAUGGAUUCUGGCUAAAAAAAUGUUUGACCAGACUUUUAAAAUUAAUAUGUAUCUAGAGAUAUUUUAAAAAGCUGUAGACGUGAUAUUUAUCAUGUAAUGAUAGGAAGCGAUUUCUCAACGUACCUUUUAAGAAAUCUGCACCAAGAACAUUAUUACUUGGAAGUUUUUUUAAAAAAAAAAAACACAAUCAUGGCCCUGAUUAUAUAGAAGAGUUUCUUAAAAGUGUUUGUGAAUGUCACUUUUUUUUUAAUACUGGAAGAAAAGAAUAUUCUGUUGUGUCUCAUGUAGUGUUUAGAAUGUCCUUCACGGAGCUGAUUAAAAGAUGAAACGUGAAAACA
Molecule: messenger RNA, 1269 nt
Organism: Tupaia belangeri chinensis (Chinese tree shrew)
Lineage: Eukaryota; Metazoa; Chordata; Mammalia; Scandentia; Tupaiidae
Gene: RBM3
Product: RNA binding motif protein 3
Exons: 7
Coding region: 175-639 (154 amino acids)
Molecular function (GO): RNA binding
Source: RefSeq, a predicted model, not a curated record